AUGGCGGCCAUUUUGAAUGGGAGAGGGCUCUUUGCACGAGCUCGUCGGAAAGGAUGCUGGAAUGUGGAAGUAAGGAACGUGGCAAACACAACACAGACUACUUCUCAAUAUUGUAUCAACUUGGUCAGGUAGCAUUGUUCAAAAGUUUAUCAUUUUUGUGCGGUAAACGAGGCAAAUGCAGCGCGCAAUAUACUAGCACAAUCACUCGGAAUGGUACACUGCUUACAUUUAGAACCUUUGCUUGAUAUUAACAUAGGAAUCUGGAUUAUGAGAACUACCUCUGUUUGUUACUACUGCCUAAAAUAUCUAGAACAUCGGUGUUUGCUGUGAGAGCCUUCAAUGUAGAACUAGCCAGGGUGAGUGAACCAAUAUUUUUUUGUAUAUCCCCUUCACGAACACUUUUUUGAUUCAACGGUUCCCUUGGGAUAAAACCGUUCCCCUCCCCCCCCACCCCCCCCCUUGUGCAACCCCAUUUAAAAUCCCUAACAUUACAGUUCAUCAUACCACUCACGUAGAAAAAAAGACCAUUGGGAGAAGCUAGGUGUUUAUCACUUCUGGUAGUUAAAGGGUUAACUAGCUCUGCCAUAGUUUCUUGUAAGAUGAGUAAACUAGAAUUUAUUAAAAAUCUCUCCCUCUUGCCAUACACCUCUUUCAUACUUCCCACACAUUUGACUUUCUGUCACCUGCAUUUUGUUGCCGAAAACUUCAGAUUAACCCUGAAACUCCCAUGAGUGACCAAGAUAGAAUUUCUCCCCAUAAUCUCAAUACAAUAUCAAGCAGACCAGUGAUGAGAAUAAAGAAAAUAUCAAUUAAGGGAUUAUUAGUUGAUUCAAUGAUAAAUUCUUUAAACUAUAUCACAAGAACUGUGUGGCAGACUGUAAGGAGAAUCACUAAUGAGAUGAUGGGAUUGAAAAGGUUAACAAUUAAUAUGAAUGUGCAUCUUCUAAUAUUUUUAUAAUGUGUUGGGUGUAUUAAAAAUCAAAAGAAAAUUUGAAACAAUUUGUAUGUUUCUCCAACAUUAAGGUCCAGGAUUCUGUUAGUGAUCCAGUUAUUGGAAGGAUGAGGCUCCAGUUCUGGAGAGAUACACUUGAAGAGACUUUCCAGGUGAAAUUAUCCACCUCUUCUCAGUACUGUAAUCAAUAAGGGUUUAUUGUGGUAAUUAACAAUUAUUUGCCAAAUUGGAAAAUUAUUGACUAUUUGCUGCCAACAGGAAGCUAACACAUGUGUAUUGUAUGGCUUUUUGUGUUGCAUUUCAGGGAAAUCCCCCUCAGCAGCCGGUAGCUUUGGAACUAGCAAAGGUCAGGCUUUCUUGAAUUGCCCUUUUUGCAACAAAACCACUUUUUUAAAUUACCGAUAUCAAGAUUAUUUUAGCUGAUUUUCCAUUGGUAGGUGAAUGUUAAACAUUCAACUUGGAAUUGGAUUCACACUUAGUUGAACAUUUUUUAACUAAAAUGUUACUGUAAACCUCUUUCAUAGAUGACAAGCCUUAAAGGGAGAAAUUCCUAUUUGUUUGUGUGCCAAAAAUUACCCAUCCUGGUGUCAUAAUCAAAUUCUCACACGCAAAUCAAGAGGGCUUCUUUGCAUGCAAGUCACAGAAUGUUGAUAAGGCCCAUUAUUUAUUAACCCUUUACAUCCUAACAUCAGUAUGCAUGUUCUCCAUUCAGUUCUCUAUACAUUUCCUAAUGUGUUGGCAAGGAGAAUUUUUUUAACAAUCAAGAGGUUCUUCAGUUGAUUAUCAUUUCCUUUAUUCUCAUGACCUUAAUGUUUGAUUCAUGGAUGAUUUUGAAAGGAUAAAUUAAAUGCUAGUCACUCUUAGGGAUUAAAGGGUUAAAGGGGUCUAAAUGGCAUUUGGAACUAAUAUUAGGCCUGUAAGGUUCUAAAAUGCUAUUAAGAUGCUUGUUUUGUCUCUUUCAGGCUGUCACAAAAUACAAGCUGACAAAGCAAUGGUUUUCACGUCUCAUAGAUGCACGAGUAAGCAUGUCACAUACUCUCUUCCGUCUGGGGAUUUUUUUUUGACAGAUAUUGAUUUCCAGCAAUUGGAAUUUCAAUUAAUUCUCUCAUAACAUGACAAAUGAGUUGAUCCAAGAGUAACAGUUAAUAAUGUAGUGUGAUCAUCAGGGUUUAGGUGGUCCUCAAAAGAACUUUUAAUCUGGUUUAAAGACAUCACCUCAAGACUGUGACAAUGACUUCCAAGAAGCUUAUCAAAAUGUCAGUCACUGCUACCAUCAUCACUCCUUUUAAGGACUUCUUAUACCCAGAUGAUAAGACUUCAAUGUCGUUUCUUUUGAUAGCUACCCUUGAUAGAUGGACACCUCACUUAUAGGAACACUCAAUUUAGUCAUGCCUUUUGAAAGAAUGUUUUUUCUUUUCCUUUCCAACAAUAUAUCUAACUCUUUAAAAGUCUAAAAUGGUGUCCUGGCUCAGUAAUUUCUAUUUAAUGACAUCGUACUUUAUUGGAUAGGAGAGAAGCCUUGACAACAGACCUCAUGAGACAGCAAAUGCUUUGGAGGAACACAGUGAAAACGCAGUGUCAUCAGUGUUAUAUCUUAUCUUAGAGUGUCUUGGUAACCAUCUUUUUUCUUUAUAAUCCAAACAGAUCCACUGAGGGUAUAUUAUCUAACAUGCGUUCUUGAAUACCCCUGGUAACUAAAGCAAAACAAAAGAUGAUAUUGAGAGGGAAAUGUUCACACACAGUUUAGAAGUUGAAGCUAAAUUCUGAAUUACAAACUGCUGCAACAAAGCAGUUGUUGAAUUUUAUGCACUUUAAUAUUGUUUGCCUGUAGGGAUAAAAGAUGUACAUGCUGACCACACUGCAAGCCAUCUUGGUAAGGCUAUCGGUGUGGCAACAGCACUGAGGUCCACACCUUUCCAUGGCAGCAAAGGAAAAGUUUACCUACCAAAUGACAUAAUGAUAAAGGUGAUAAAGAAGUCUCAUGUUUUACAUUACAAAAAUCAAAAUUUUAGGUUUUUCUGUGGGGAACUGAAACUUGUCAAUGAGAAAAUGCUGGAGGGAGUGAAAGGGAUUUUCAUCUAAUUGCAGUACAAGACUAAUCAAACUUACUACAAAACCAGAAAGUCAUGGAAUUCUACAAGAUCACUUAAUAGGCCUGGAAAGGUAGCAGAAUCUGAGUGUGAGCUGUCUUAUCAGCUAAUAAAUUUAAGAACUACGUAGUUGAGUUGAGUUAAGUAGAGGAUCAGACUUAAAGAUCAGACUUGAAGGUCUGGUGUUCAAGUCCUAAUGAGGAACUCACAUUUAAUUUCAUUGUCCAAUACUCAUGAAAAAAAUAUAUUUUCUUAGAACAUUUGUUUUCUCUUAUUCACAGCAUGGGGUAUCACAUGAGGAUAUUAUCAGAGGAAGAAAACAUCAGCUAGUAAAAGAUGUUACUUAUGAGCUGGCCAGUUUAGCACACAGCCAUCUUUCAAAAGUAUGUGUUUAAGUUUCAGUUUUCAAAUAUUUCAUGGAACAUCUUAUCACCAAAUAAAUGUUAAUUUUUCAAUGCUUGUAACCAUAGGCACAGUCACUAAUAUCUGAAGCCCCCAAACCAGCAUCAAGAGCAUUUUUGCCAAUGGUAUGUUUAAAAACUAAUUUGGAGGAUAUUGUUUAGCCAGGGAUGGAUACAAAUUUAUUUAAUCCAUAUGGUAUUUUUAAUUUUUUUUUUUUUUCAUCUUCAAAUGUUUUUAAAAAAAAACUGUGGUCAGUGGACAAAAAAUCAAGUGACAAUUGGCCCGUAUUUAAUUAACCAAUGAUGAGCAACCAGCUUGGUCAAGAUGAUGGCUGAGAUAUAUCAACUUAUGGUAUAGCUCCUAUGAUCCAUAAGCUUUAAUCCUUACACUUCCAAGCUCUCCAGAUUAAUUCUCCUUAAUGUCUGCAAUACAAUUGUUGUAAUGUUAGCUCUGAGCAUUUGAUAUUGGAUCAACUAAUAAUCCCUAAUAGGUCAUUUUACAAUUGUGUAUUUAGUUGCCAAGCCUUUGAUUUGGAGUGAGGCUGAAGGUGACUUUGUUGUGAUAGAUAUAGUAUCUAGUUAGCAUAAUAGCAAAGUAAUUUAUUGAUUUAAAGAGCAGCAACGUUUGUUUCAUAAAAGAUCACCCUUAGCCUUGCUCCUGUCUAAAGGCUUGGCAACAAAGCAUGCAACUGUCAAGAGGACCAUUUAUAUUUUUCGUUAUUCUCGUCACUCGUCUGCUUGAGACUGUAUUGAUAUUGCAAGGAGAAAUUCUGUCUUGAUCACUCAUGGAAGUGAAAGGGUUGAGUACCUUGACCCAAAUUUUAGUCUGCCUCCCUGCUAAAGUAAACUCUUACAAAUCUGUCCAUGUCAUACAGAGGAGCAUGCUCUGAAACACACAAGGCACAAAAAUCUAUUCCUUUCAGAGUGGAAAAAGAUGUCCCAAUGCAUGAUUUGUUCUCCAGCAUGGCAGGCUUAAUUCUUACAAUAUCAUUACUGCAAGGUGCCGAGGACCCAGUUUGUCAUUCACUAAUUCUCAAUUUCUUGAUUUAAUAGGUUUCAUGCCGAACUUAUCUUACACAGAUCCAAAAGGUGGACUUUGACAUCUUUCAUCCAACCCUGAGAGAACGAAAUCACUUGUUACCUCUGCUCUUGCUUAAACAUGCUUGGAUAGGGCUAUGAAGUUAUGUGAAGUUUUCAGUUAAUACCAACAAAGGGAAGAAUAUGUCAUAAAAAUGGAGGGCUGAGCCCACAGGCUUGUUUACAAGGAGGCCAGGGAUUCUUGUUCAGGGAUUCUUGUUCACAAGUGAGGUAAAAAAAAAAUACAAUGCUACGAUUUCUCAAAACACCGCGCAAUAGGUGUAGACAUAAUUACAGGUGUCAUGGAGGGUGAUGUGAUUAGGGAUUAUUAUGAUUCUGCCACAGUGACCAUCCCCAGUAUUCUCCUCAAGAAGAAGGAAUGCCGACAAACUAUAGAUAGGACAAACUGCCAAGGGGUUAGGGAUAGAUGUAUUAUUUUGUGAAAAGAUAUUUAGUAUUACAAUGUCAAUUGAAUCCUUUCUCUCUUUUCCUACCUUGUCUUCAAUAAAUAUAUACUGGUGGUAAAGAAAGAGGAAAACCCUACAGAACUACAAGGUCCCUCGUUAUGAUUGCAGCUGUGUGAGAGUUUCUCUGCCUGCAAAGAAACACUCGAGUCACAGCCCUUAUAAGGACCUGCUCUAAGGUUAUUAAACAAAAAGCUGGAUACAGUAAUUAGGCAAAGUAGUUACACAGGUUUAAGUACCUUAGCCACUUUUGUAAAGGAUCCCUGACAACAAUUUAUUAUAUAUAUACUGAACCACA
Pocillopora meandrina is the source of this 5282-nucleotide messenger RNA. NCBI's taxonomy places the organism in Eukaryota, Metazoa, Cnidaria, Anthozoa, Scleractinia, Pocilloporidae. The record is from the annotation of a GenBank genome assembly.